Molecule: messenger RNA, 480 nt
Organism: Amborella trichopoda
Lineage: Eukaryota; Viridiplantae; Streptophyta; Magnoliopsida; Amborellales; Amborellaceae
Product: putative F-box protein At4g22030
Source: RefSeq, a predicted model, not a curated record
AUGUGGUGGUCCAAGAGAGCUGUUGCUACUCCUUCCAAGACUGAGGAGGAGCCGACUGAUAAUGGGUGGAGCGCUGAGAUGGAGAGGGAGAUGGCAGAUGUGGUAGGGGUGGUACGGGAGAGGGACACAGUGGAGUACAUGAUGCUUAGCAAGCUGGUUUUGAACUGCAAAAGGGAGAUGGUUGUGGUUGGGCCCAUCUUGAUGGCCGCUGUGACGGUGGGAUCGGCACUUGGGGGCUCAACAACAGUGGGUGGCAUCAUGGCUGGUGCAUUGGCAUGUGUUGUCAACAGCUUCAGCCAUGGUGGGCAAGUCUCGAUGGUGUUCAAGAUGUACAAGAACAACGCUCGAUUCUACCAGUUGCUCGACAAAUCAUUGUCGUCUUCCCUAGACAAGCGUCCAGUGGAGAGAGAACACGCAGAGUUGGUGGUGAUGAGACUCGCCCUUCAAUCGGGAAGGAGUAUCUCAUCACUGCGCAACUAA